AGUAAGGUCAGAGGUCGCUCGAAAAUGUUUAUGCAAAUGCCGGUUAUUAUUACUGGAGACAUCGGCGUGGUGAGAAAUAUAAUAUUGAGGGGUUACCGCAUCGCAAAACGCCUGGAAAGACGGCUGUAUCACGUUGCCAACUUAGCAAUACAACCAACUCGGGUUCUGUCCCGGACCACCGGUGUCUUUCUUCAUCAUGACCGCGAAAUAAGUCAUUCUGCGUCAUCGCGACUGGGCAGUCCAAGAGCAUCAGCAAUAAGGGCCAGCCGUAAGCGCGCAUUAAGCAGUUCUCCGUACUCAGAUCGGUUUGACAUUGACAGCAUGAUCCGAUUUAGCCCGAACAGCUUGGCGUCGAUCGUCAACGGAUCGAGAAGUAGCAGCGCCAGCGGCAGUUACGGACACCUUUCAGCCGCAAUGAGUCCAGCUUUAAGCAUGCACCCAGGAAUGCCGCCGCAUCUCCAACAAUUGCAAGCACACCUUCUCCGAAACGCAGCGGUGGCAGCUCUGAUGCCUCACUCUCUCCAACCACCGGCGCCACCACCACCCCAUCCGCACAGCCACCCUCAUUCCCACGGACUGACGCCUCACAACCAGCUCUUCGUUCCACCACACUCGAGCGCGACGACCACCGUGGGGCCUCACCAUGGUGUCCUGCCCUCAAAAACAGAGGGUACGGAGUCCUGCAGAAAAGGAUCAGACGCAUCAACAAGAUCGAUAGCAGCUGAAGCAGAUACAUCAUCAAGAAGACAAACGAAGGUGAAGCGGGAACCAGCGACGACAACGACGGCAACUUCGACGACCCAGCCAGUAAACCACCCCCAGGGGCUGAGUCCCAGCGAGGACUUGAGGGACGAGCCAGGAGAUUUUAUAGAGACGAACUGCCAUUGGCGAGACUGCGGUCUCGAAUUCCCGACUCAAGAUGAUCUCGUAAAGCACAUCAACAAUGACCAUAUUCAUGCAAACAAAAAGAGCUUUGUUUGCGGAUGGGAGGAUUGUUCCAGAGAGGAAAAACCAUUCAAGGCCCAGUACAUGCUUGUCGUUCACAUGCGACGGCAUACAGGUGAAAAGCCCCAUAAGUGCACGUUCGAAGGCUGCUUCAAGGCGUACUCGAGACUCGAGAAUUUAAAGACGCACUUGAGAUCUCAUACCGGUGAAAAACCUUAUACUUGCGAGUAUCCAGGUUGUAGUAAAGCUUUUAGUAAUGCCAGUGAUCGAGCUAAACACCAAAAUAGAACUCAUUCUAAUGAGCACGUGAAAACAGUCCACGGCGCUGAAUUUUACGCGAACAAGAAACACAAGGGCGGAAACGACGGCGGAGGAAGCGACGAAGCGGGAGCUGGAGGCAACAGCCCUAGCAGGAGUGAAGAUUUGCAUCCGAAGACGCCAAGCUUAUCGAGCCCGAGCGUGAAGUCCGAGAGCGAGGCGAACAGUCCUCCUGGAAUGAUCCAGCAGCAAGGCAGUCCGCUGGUUGGCGGAUGCACCGACGAAAUGGCGGGUGUUGGUGGUAUAGCGGUCGACGCGGUGGUUUUCGACGAGCCCUGGAGCGAGGAGCCGGACAAUCUGGACAUCGCGGACCUGCCCGUCCCCCUGCGUGCAAUGGUCGGCGGGAUGGAGACUCAGCAAGCGCCUCCACACUCGCGGAACCGCUUGAAAGGCCGGCUCAAUGUCAAAGCCAUGCCUUCUCUGGCGCCGGGAGUUGGACUUCGCGGUACUCGCCAGAUUUCUCAAGGCAUCGGCGACCUCAACCGCAGAAUCACCGAUCUCAAAAUGGAGACUGGCACCACAAGGCAGACCAGUCUCGCGGAUCUCCAGCUGAGGCUACAGCCCCGCAGCGAGCCCAGACGCGACAGCAAUUGCACCGUCAGUACUUAUUAUGGCAGCAUGAAGUCCACGGAGUUCGGUAGCAGGAGAAGCAGUCAAGCCAGCGCUGUUGGUGCCGUCAGGAUUGGACCUGCCGGUCCUGGUAGCUUCUACGAUCCAAUUAGUCCUGGGACUUCCAGAAGGAGCAGUCUUAUGAGUCAAAUAAGCGCCACUUCCGGGAGAAUUAAUCCUCCUGGGCCGCUUCAGACUCAGUACAACACCAACAAUCUUGUUGUACAAACUCAAAAUAUGUCUUUGCAGGGCGCUCAAAUUCUUGCCAACGAGUGGCCACCAAGCAGCAACUGCCUCCCGCAGCCAUCCGGUGACCGUAGAAUGUCGGAACCAACUCGAGGAUACCAAACCCAGCAAACCUCCCCACCAGUGCCACCUCGCCCCCGAUCCGCCCAACUCCCCGAAUUACAUCCAAACCAAGAAGUAGUCUUAGACGAAGUGGGUGAAGGCGAGAUGGUAGAAAACAAACUCGUAAUCCCGGACGAAAUGGAGCAGUACCUGAACGCAGUGCAAGCCAACGGGCAGAUAAACUUCCGCGGCAGCCCCCUACCAAUCUGCCAAUCUCCAAUAUGCACCAACCACCUCCACUACCCUCGCCAACAAAAUUGCUACAACACCCAGCCAUGCUACCCCCAAUCCCCCCAAAUGCAGCCUCAAGCUCAAAUCCAAAACUGCCAAAAUUACCAGGCACCAUCUCCAGCUUACUCCCACUGUCCUAGUUCCAGAAUGAGCCAAGCUUCAGGCUACUGUCCUCCCCAGAACUACCAGGUCCAAUCCUGCAAUUCUCAAAUGCAACCUAGCCCAGUCAGCCAGGUGAUGUCUCCCGGGUCCCACUACGCAGCCAGCCAAAUGAGCGACCAACCAAUGACAUCUCCAGCAGCCGGAGCUCUGCCUCCUCAGCAUGGAAUGCAGAAUCUCCAGCAAACUCCAGCUCAGAUGACCCGGAACUGCAAUCAGCAGAACCAUCAAGUCUUUUAUCAGUCUUAUGGCUGUCAAGCUCAACAAAUAAUUCCUAACAAUUGUCCAGCUCAGCAGGCUCCUAAUUGUUCUCCAGUGGCGCACUCUCCGGGAUUGGUCCAACCUUGUGGAACUGCUUUGAGGAACUGCCCCCAGAUGUCGCCACAUUGUGGACAAGUUCCGAGUCCUGGACCAAGAAUUAAUUUGCAUAAUAAUCAGUGUCCAAGUCAGCAAGCUCAGAAUCAGUGCAAUCGUGGGAACAAUCAUCUAAUUAAUGAUCUUCAAGUGAGAAAUGUCCUUCCAGUAAAUACUGACCAAAUAAAUGGUCAUGGUCAAAGUCAUGGUCAGGGUCAGGGUCAGGGUCAGGGUCAAUGUCCAGGCGCUACUAAUAUUCAGCUAAAUCAGAAUCAGAAUCAGAGUCAGAAUUCAGUGCAAAAUAAUCUCCAGUGCACUCAAAUAGCACCCAAUUGCGUUCAUCCGGGCGUCGCCCACUCGCCGAGACUUAAUCAUGCAAAUCAGCAGGGUCCCAAGGGCAUCACUUCGCUCUGUGCGAGGCAGAAUAAUUGCCGGGUACAGUCCCAGUGCGGCUGCGAGGCCCAAUCUCAGACUCAGACUACGCAGGCUACUCAGUAUGUAUGCAAUUGUCAGUGGAAUUACGGCGACUGCUUCAAUGGACAUAAUAUGGGAGAGAUCCAGUGCAGGGAUAUCAGCCAGUCCCAGCAAGGCUCCCCGGUCAAACCUCCCCAGGGGAUGAGGCAGGACUCGUAUAGAAGGACUCUUGAGUAUGUUCAGCAGUGCCGCAAUUGGUCAGGGACCCAGGUUCAUGAGACCAGUGUGUCUAGCUCUACUCAUCCGCUGUCGCUGCCACAGCCGCUGCCUGCUAGCACUAAUAUGGUGGUUAAUGAUAUGACUUCUUCGUUGAGCUCUUUGCUGGAGGAAAAUAGAUUCUUGCAGCAGAUGAUUCAGUAA
This is a messenger RNA of Cotesia congregata, 3798 nucleotides long. Lineage: Eukaryota; Metazoa; Arthropoda; Insecta; Hymenoptera; Braconidae. The record is from the annotation of a GenBank genome assembly.